Molecule: messenger RNA, 1618 nt
Organism: Phodopus roborovskii (desert hamster)
Lineage: Eukaryota; Metazoa; Chordata; Mammalia; Rodentia; Cricetidae
Gene: Gja5
Product: gap junction protein alpha 5
Exons: 2
Coding region: 31-1230 (399 amino acids)
Biological process (GO): cell communication
Cellular component (GO): connexin complex
Source: RefSeq, a predicted model, not a curated record
CUAAGUCCCUGGGCCAAGCUGCAGUACCGCAUGGCAUCCUCUUCCCAGAGUGGCACCGAGCUUCUGGCUUCUGAGAAUGCAGCCAUCCCCCUGCCUUCCUCCUUGGUUGUGAACUGCGUACAGAAGGUUCGGAAUCGGUCUCCUAAGUCUGGCAAGAUGGGUGACUGGAGCUUCCUGGGGGAGUUCCUGGAGGAGGUCCACAAGCACUCUACCGUCAUUGGCAAGGUCUGGCUCACCGUCCUAUUCAUUUUCCGAAUGCUGGUCCUGGGCACCGCUGCUGAGUCCUCCUGGGGGGAUGAGCAGGCUGAUUUCCGGUGUGAUACCAUUCAGCCUGGUUGCCAGAAUGUCUGCUACGACCAAGCCUUCCCCAUCUCCCACAUCCGCUACUGGGUACUGCAGAUCAUCUUCGUGUCCACGCCCUCACUGGUCUACAUGGGCCAUGCCAUGCACACAGUGCGCAUGCAGGAAAAGCAGAAGCUGCGGGAUGCAGAGAAAGCCAAAGAAGCCCGCGGUACUGGUUCCUAUGAGUACCCGGUGGCCGAGAAGGCAGAGCUGUCCUGCUGGAAGGAAGUGGAUGGGAAGAUUGUCCUCCAGGGCACUCUACUCAACACCUAUGUCUGCACCAUUCUGAUCCGCACCACCAUGGAAGUGGCCUUCAUCGUGGGCCAGUACCUCCUGUACGGGAUCUUCCUGGAUACCUUGCAUGUCUGCCGCAGGAGUCCCUGCCCUCAUCCAGUCAAUUGUUAUGUUUCAAGGCCCACAGAGAAGAAUGUCUUCAUUGUCUUUAUGCUGGCUGUGGCUGCACUGUCUCUCUUUCUCAGCCUGGCUGAACUCUACCACCUGGGCUGGAAGAAGAUCCGACAGCGCUUUGUCAAGUCCCGGCAAGGUAUGGAUAAGCAGCAGCUCCUUGGCCCCUCCACCAGCCUAGUCCAGAGCCUCGCUCCUCCCCCUGACUUCAAUCAGUGCCUGAAGAACAGGCCAGGCGAAAAGUAUUUAAGUGACUUCAGGAAUAAUAUGGGCUCCCGGAAGAAUCCAGACACUCUGGCUACGGAGGAAGGGCCAGAUCAGGAGCUUAUUUCUGGGGGUUUCAUCCACAUGCAGUAUGGCCAGAAGCCGGAGGAACACAAUGGAGCCUCUCCAGGCCACCGCCUUCCUCCUGGCUACCAUGGUGACAAGCGCCGCCUUAGCAAGGCUAGCAGCAAAGCAAGGUCAGAUGACCUAUCUGUGUGACCAUCUGGGUGAGCAUCAGUCCCAGAAGGGAUGUCGGGAGGCUGAUAUAGGGAGAAAAAGUCUCUCACUACAGUAUCUUCUUCUCAGUACCACUGGGCUCCUUCCGGUCCUGGGUCUGGAUGGCAUUAUUCAUCAGUUCUCAAAAUUACAGUUCGAGGGUGUUCUCAAGGUCAGGGCUACUCCUCAGGUCCCAGUCCUCCUCUUCCUCUACCAGUAUACACAGGGAAGCCUUUCACAUGAUUUCUUGAAUAGGGUGCAGGCAGGGAUGGGAGUAAUGGCAAAAUCUGGCCUGGGAAGGACAGACACGAGGAUUCAACAUCAGCAACAUACCAGAUAAAACCUCCAAGUCCAAGUCUUGGCUUUUUUGGUACUAUGCCCAUUUUUUUGG